Molecule: messenger RNA, 3483 nt
Organism: Striga hermonthica
Lineage: Eukaryota; Viridiplantae; Streptophyta; Magnoliopsida; Lamiales; Orobanchaceae
Source: the annotation of a GenBank genome assembly
AUGAAAUCGGCCCACUCCAUAACCGGAUCAACCGAGUUCAGGCCAGCAGGCGUGCACCCGUCCUCAGUUCGCUUCCCAGCGUGGAAGCAGCCCAGAAGAGAAGCCCAGCACGAGGAAGCCCAGACGUACACAUAUGUUGUCAUAUUAUCGUUGUUUUCCAUAUACGUCUUCAGAAUACCAAACCCUACCCCGUCGCCUGUCACCAGUCAAGAUAGCCAACGUUGCCGACGCCGCCACCUCCACCGCCGCCAGCCGGUCUCCGAUCAAUCUGCUUAUUUAUGCACCAUGCCUGAACAGCGCAACCCAAAUGGCCAACCUGCCAAUGGCAAUGGAUCUGGAGGCAAUGCAUACACGAUUGACUUGAACACAUUCAGCAAGAGAUUACAGGCUCUGUACACUCACUGGCGCCACCACAAAGAUGAGUACUGGGGCUCUUCCAAUGUCCUUGCUGUUGCCACACCACCUCCUUCCGAAGACCUGCGCUACCUGAAGUCCUCUGCCCUCCAUAUAUGGUUGCUCGGUUAUGAAUUUCCAGAGACGAUCAUAGUAUUCGAAGACAAGCAUAUUCACUUCCUGUGCAGCCAAAAAAAAGCAUCACUGCUCGAGGUCGUGGGAAAGCCCGCUCGAGAAGCAGUUGGCGUUGAUGUAGUCAUGCACGUGAAGGCAAAAAAUGAUAGCGGCAGCAGUUACAUGGACUCUAUUCUCCGUGCCAUCCGUUCACACUCAAAGUCGGACGAUCACGAGUCCCCAAUCAUCGGGUACAUAGCUCGAGAAGCCCCGGAGGGCAAACUCCUCGAACUGUGGUCGGAUAAGUUGAAAGAUUCGGGUCUCAAGCUGAGCGACAUAUCCAGUGGGUUGUCCGAACUUCUCGCCGUGAAGGAUAAGAAUGAGAUCACUUGCAUAAAGAAAGCCGCAUACUUGACUGCCUCUGCAAUGAAGAACUUUGUGGUCCCGAAAGUCGAGAAGGUGAUUGAUGAGGAGAAGAAAGUCACACACUCGUCUCUAAUGGAGGACACAGAGAAGGCUAUACUGGACCCGAUAAAAAUCGGCGUCAAGCUCAAGGCGGAGAACGUGGAUAUCUGCUACCCGCCAAUUUUUCAAAGCGGGGGAAGUUAUGAUCUCCGGCCCAGUGCCUCAAGCAACGACGAGUAUCUGUACUAUGAUUCCUCCAGCAUCAUCAUCUGCGCCAUUGGGUCCCGUUACAACAGUUAUUGCUCGAACAUUGCCCGAACGUAUCUUAUCGACUCGAACUCGAUGCAGAGCAAGGCUUAUGAGGUCCUCCUCCGAGCCCACGAGGCAGCCAUCCUUGCGGUGAAGCCCGGGAACAAGGCGUGCGCGGUUUACGAUGCAGCUGUCUCUGUCGUGAAGAGAGACUCCCCCGAGCUGUUUCCUAACCUGACGAAAUCGGCCGGGACCGGCAUUGGGCUCGAGUUCCGCGAAUCGGGAUUGAGCCUGAACGCGAAGAACGAACGUGUGCUGAAGGCGGGGAUGGUCUUCAACGUCUCGCUCGGGUUCCAGUACUUAGAGGCCAAGACGAGCAAGCCCACCAAGAACCAGAACUUUUCGCUGCUGCUUGCUGACACGGUCAUCGUGAACGAGAACGGACGCGAAAUUGUCACUUUGGCAUGCUCGAAAUUACUGAAGGACGUGGCAUAUUCGUUUAACGAGGACGAGGAGGACGAGCAGCCGAAGGUGCGUGCCGAGUCGAAUGUUGCCUCGAAGGGCGUCGUCUACUCCAAGGCGACCCUCCGUUCGGACAAUGGGGAGCUAUCAAAGGAAGAACUGAGGAAGCAGCACCAAGCGGAGCUCGCCCGCCAGAAGAACGAGGAGACGGCUCGCCGCCUGGCCGGCGUGGAGUCGGGUGGAGGGGAUGGGCGAGCUUCUGCUCGGGCCGCCAGCGACCUGAUCGCAUACAAGAACGUAAACGAGCUGCCGCCGCCGAGGGAAAUGAUGAUCCAGGUGGACCAGAAGAAUGAAGCCAUCCUGCUCCCGAUCUACGGCAGCAUGGUCCCGUUCCACGUGGCGACCGUGAAGACUGUGUCGAGCCAGCAGGAUACCAACCGAAACUGCUAUGUGCGUAUCAUCUUCAACGUGCCGGGCACUCCCUUCAGCCCGCACGAUGCCAACUCGCUGAAGAACCAGGGUGCCGUGUACCUCAAGGAGGUGUCCUUCCGGUCCAAGGACUCGCGCCACAUCAGCGAGGUGGUGCAGCUGAUAAAGACGCUGAGGCGCAAUGUGAUGGCCCGUGAGUCGGAACGGGCGGAGCGGGCUACCCUUGUGACCCAAGAAAGGCUCGUUCUCUCGGGCAACCGUUUCAAGCCGAUCCGGCUACACGACCUCUGGAUACGGCCCGUGUUCGGGGGCCGAGCCCGGAAGCUGACGGGCACGCUGGAGGCCCAUGCGAAUGGGUUCCGGUUCUCGACUUCGAGGGCGGACGAGCGGGUCGACAUCAUGUACGGCAACAUCAAACACGCCUUUUUCCAGCCGGCUGAGAAGGAGAUGAUCACGCUCGUCCAUUUUCACCUCCACAACCACAUCAUGGUCGGCAACAAGAAGACAAAGGAUGUCCAGUUUUACGUCGAGGUCAUGGAAAUGGUUCAGAACAUCGGCGGCAGCAAGCGAUCUGCCUACGAUCCCGACGAGAUUGAGGAGGAGCAGAGGGAGCGCGACCGGAAGAACAAGAUCAACACCGAUUUCCAGCACUUUGUGAAUCGAGUCAACGACCUGUGGGGACAAGGCCAGUUCAAAGGCCUCGACCUCGAAUUCGACCAGCCUCUCCGUGAGCUGGGCUUCCAUGGAGUUCCUUACAAGGCCUCGGCCUUCAUCGUCCCCACUUCCAGCUGUCUGGUUGAGCUGAUCGAGACUCCCUUCCUCGUCAUUUCUCUUGCCGAUAUUGAGAUUGUCAACUUGGAGCGCGUGGGCCUUGCGCAGAAGAACUUCGACAUGGCAAUCGUGUUCAAAGACUUCAAACGGGAUGUGAUGAGGAUCGACUCGAUACCCUCGACCUCGCUCGACGGCAUCAAGGAGUGGCUCGACACGACUGACAUCAAGUACUAUGAGAGCCGGCUCAAUCUCAACUGGCGUCCCAUAUUGAAAACGAUCACGGACGAUCCCCAACAGUUCAUAGAGGAAGGCGGGUGGGAGUUCCUCAACCUGGAGGCCACCGACUCGGACUCGGACCAUUCGGCCGAGUCGGACCAGGGUUACGAGCCAUCGGAUGCCGAGCCCGAGUCGGAAUCGGAGGAUGAUGACUCGGACAGCGAGUCGCUGGUGGAGUCGGAGGAUGACGAGGAGGAGGAUGACUCUGAAGGGGAUGAGCAGGGGAAAACGUGGGAGGAGCUCGAGAGGGAGGCCAGCAAUGCCGACAGGGAGAAGGGAAACGAGUCGGACAGCGNACGAGAGGAGGAGGAGGAAGAUGAAGGCUUCCGGAAAGGCCAGGGUGGGGCCCAGCAUCCCGGCUGCCUCCAAGCGGUCCAAGUUUAG